Python bivittatus (Burmese python) is the source of this 2806-nucleotide messenger RNA. The record is from RefSeq and is a predicted model, not a curated record. Lineage: Eukaryota; Metazoa; Chordata; Lepidosauria; Squamata; Pythonidae.
GGCACACGCGCAGCAAACCCAGCCUGUGCCUGUUAAGAAGGCGGCUGGAAUGGUUCAUUAAACAGGAACAUUGCUUCCCCUCGCCUGCGGGUAUUCUUCAUUCGCGGGGGGUCAUUAUUGAUGUUUGGUUUGUACCCUCGGCAGGAAAAGUUCCCGCACGGCCGACUCAGCUGAACUGGCCCUGGCUUCGCUUUCUCCCGAUUCUUUCUUCCAGCAUCGCCUGCGGACGGACAUGGAAGCGCUGGAUAAUUCUUCAGACUACAGUGACUAUUAUGAUUUGGAUUUUAACAACACUGUUAGUGAAAUAUAUAACAGAAGACCAAGCAAAGACUUCCCGACCAUCGUUCAAGUCCUUGCUGUUCUCAUCUACAGCGUCACCUGCUUCCUAGGUCUACUGGGCAACAGUUUGGUCAUUGCAAUUAUACUCAGGAUGAAAAAAUCGGUCACCAGUAUCUGGUUCCUCAACUUGGCAGCAGCUGACUUUCUGUUUAAUGUCUUCCUGCCCUUGAACAUUGCUUACACGGCCAUGAACUACCACUGGGUUUUUGGCAGAGACAUGUGCAAAGUCACCUCUUUACUUCUCAACCUCAACAUGUACACCAGUGUAUUUUUGUUGACAACCAUCAGCUUUGAUCGUUGCAUUUUGGUGAUUUUCCCAGUCCAGUCCCAAAAACAUCGGACUCCUACAAUUGCCUGGUUGUUCUGCAUCCUAAUUUGGGCGACUGGUUUUUUAAUGAGCUCCCCUUCCCUCGUUUUUCGAGACACCGCAGCCUUAGAGAACCGCAUCACUUGUUUUCAUAACUUCUCCUUGUCCAGCUCUACAAAUGACACCACCCUUGGCCCUCGGAGACAUAGAAUGGUAACCAUAGUUCGAUUCUUGAUGGGGUUCAUCGUACCAAUGAUCAUUAUCACAGUAUGUUACAUUACCAUAAUUUUUCGGCUGAAAAAGAACCGUCUUGCCAAGUCCAAGAAGCCCUUGAGAAUUAUUGUUGCCAUUAUAACCACCUUCUUCUUGUGUUGGUGUCCCUAUCAUACCUUCUCUCUCCUGGAAACGCAGCACCACUCAGUUCCAAAGACCGUGUUGGAGACCGGAUUGCCCCUGGUCACUGCCAUUGCUGUUUCGAACAGCUGCAUGAACCCCAUCCUGUAUGUCUUCAUGGGCCAAGAUUUCAAAAAGUUUAAGGUAACCAUCCUGUCCAGGCUGGCUAAUGCACUGGCCGAGGACACAGUCCAUUCCACCCAUUCAUUCACGCGCAAGAGCUUCCCAAAACCCAGUACAGUGACUGAAAAAGAAUCCAUUUUACUCUGAACUUUGGAACCUAACGUGGAUUACAAUAGUUUAUUGGUUUCCAAGCAUGAUCCAAAGCCCCUCGUGGUUAUCUUGUUGGAUUACUUCAAUGGUUUCAGAACGAGCAUGGAUUUGGCUUGAUGAAUCUAAGCCAGUCACGGUUAUGUCAUUCUAACUUCACUCUUCUCAUCAGAGCUUUUUGAAGGCUAUGUCAUAAACACCUACUCCUGACUGUAUAAGCACACUUCAUGGCCCAGGAAGGCCGAGCUGUUGAACUUCAGCCUCUACGCUCUUCACUGCAUCCUACAAGUUCUCGGCAACAAACAUACCUGAGCUAUGGGAAAAGCUGUGUGCUCCUAUUCCCUGCUCUGAGCAUUGAGAAGUUUAGGGUUAGCUGUCUUUAGACAGGACACUGAAACAGCGGGUUUUUCUAAUCAUUUGUACCUGUAUAGCCCUGGGUGUGAUUUUUCAUUCUAUCACCUUCCAGGUGAGCAGACAUACAAGAGGCAACCUGACCUGAUUCUCUAGCACAUUUUCAGCAAUACCCCAUUUUCCCAGUGGAGAAUUUGAUUCUAGUAAAAAAGUCUUCAUUCUACGCUAUAAAUCAUGCUUCGGGGAAUGAUCAUUUCAUACAACUCUGUCCAGCAGCUUUCUCUCUUGUUGUCUUUUCUGCGAGAUUUCAUAGUCCAUUAAUAAAUCUUUUCUCUAGGAGGUGGGCUGAGCAUUCUGUCUAUCCAAUUUUAUGCACAGUUAAAUUGGGAAGUAAUUCAUUUUCCCCUCUUUUUCUUUUCACUGAAUAGACUGAAGUCUGAAGUGCUGAGCAGAAGCCAACCCUGGGUCUAUAGGUUAUUAAGUUGGUUUUACUUAUCCCAGAUCUAACAAAAUCACUUUCGCUUGGGGGUGGAAAGACAGGGACUGUGAGUCCUAUCCUGCCACAGGCUUCUACCGUAACACGUUUGAAGUGUUAUGCAGGACAAUAUCUCCUCCUCUUGGAGCAGAUCAACAAGGAUUUCUAACUACCAGUGGUUCACAAAUCAGGGGGGAAAAGGAAGUUGUGAAAAACUUGUUCUGUCAGGAAUGAUCUCCUGCAUGAAAAAACAAUCUUUGGCUCAGGAUACAGCCGUCCCACAAUCUUUUCCAGCUGGUGAAUCCUGAGGAUUUAGUAAAUAAGAGUAGCUCCAACUAGAGACAUGAAAGUCAAUCAGUCUCAAUCCAGGCCAUAUCAGUAUGACAAGCAUUGAAAAAUUAGUCUGUUGUGUCAAAUUUUCUGCAAACGAUUAAUAAUAAAAAAGUAUGCACCGCUAAUUAUUGUAUGUAACAUUCUUAAUAUGAACAUGUUUCUACACAUCUGUACUUAAGAUAUGGUGGUGGGUUUUUUUGCACUCUGCAUUUCUAAAAAUAUCUGUUUUUCCAUAAGCAGUUUCCCAAUGUCCAUCUUUUUUAAAUGAAAAAAAUUCCAAAUAGUGACAUCCCAUAGCAUUUUUGUUGCGAAGUGGAGCAUACGUUAAAUAAAGAAUU